Molecule: messenger RNA, 2380 nt
Organism: Branchiostoma belcheri (Belcher's lancelet)
Lineage: Eukaryota; Metazoa; Chordata; Leptocardii; Amphioxiformes; Branchiostomatidae
Product: alpha- and gamma-adaptin-binding protein p34-like
Exons: 10
Coding region: 247-1263 (338 amino acids)
Source: RefSeq, a predicted model, not a curated record
UUUCCCUGUAGUAACGGCCCCUCUGGUUGGCUCAUUCUCGCGCGGGACGCGGAACGAGAAAAACAAAGGGAGCAGGGGCACAAAAAAUCCGCCUCAAAUGACAUUUUUACGCGAACUUUGUAUUAUUUCCAGUUGUACGCGAACAUGCCCUGCUUUUUAUAACCGUAGCAGAGGAUCACAACCAAUGGGAUCGAGUGUAACAAACAGAAAGUUGUUUAUCUUGAGGUCACUCUUAGGGAGGCAAAAAUGGCGUCCACUCCUUUGGUGUUGAUAGCAAGCUGUACCCCCAAUUUUCAGGCCGAAGGCCUCGUGAAACAAAUAAUUGGGAAGGAUGAUCUGCCUCCCGGUGUGGCUAUUGUGGAGAAAAUGACGGGUUUUCCCUGGACGAUUGACAACAAAUACUACACCGCUAACGUACACAUUUGUAUCGCCCUGGAGAAAACCAUCGGCAACGCUGAGUUUGCAGAAGCUCUGCAGGCAGUGAUUUUACACUUCGACAGCAAGGAGGCUGCUAGUUUUGAGUCGGUGAAGCAGUGGCUGCCCUUCCUGACUCACCUGGACGUGGAUGUGAAACUGCUGACCUGUGGGCUGCUGGAACAAGAAGGAGUGUUGACAAGAGAAGAUGUUUUCACGUGGUGCAUAGAGAAUGGGUUUGAGUUGGUAGAGCUGCAAGAAUCACAAGACAGGGAUGAGGAAGAUGUGGAAGAUAGUUUUUAUCCUGAUCCAGUGGGGGUGAAGAGGAUAGUAUCAGCUCUCCAUGCACACACCUGGCCAAACCUCGAGCUUAAAGACACCAGUUCUGACAAUGUGUCCAGACUAAUGGCCCUCCUGCAUGAACGGGAGGACCAGCAGGCAGGCAGGGGGGAUGCUGAGGGGGAGGAGGAGACAGAGAGUAGGGGGGAGCCAGAGGGGGCAGAGAAUGGCACACAGGUGGUCCAGGGGGCAACAGGAGGAAGUACCCAGGUCCAGAAUAGCAGCAGUAGUAAGAAAUCACCAAAGAAGAAACAAGCUACUAGAGAAGAAAGAAUAGAUAAACUUGUUGGAGAGGACAUGUCAAUCAUCAGUGGCUUAGCCAAUGAGGACCCAGGAGGAGAGUCUUUCGAGGCCAUGUUUGACAGGAUGAAGGACAUGAAAGAUAAGGCUGCCAAUCUUCCAGAUCAAGACAGAAAAGCGUAUGCUGAAAAGGUGGCCAUUUCCUUCUGGCGUGCAAUGGGUGGUGAUGAGGAGGAAAUUGAAGGACUUUCUGACAGUGAUGAGCAGUGACAACAUCUGCAUAAAAAGGGAAUAUAGAUUAUACUGCAUGUUUUAGAGAUGGACCAUGGAAUUGGGGUUUACCCAGAUUCCCUCAUACCUGCAGUAGGAAAGGAAAUGGCUCUGUCAUUUAUUUGCAUCAUUUGUUUUUGAAUUGAGGAUUUUUUAGAAUGUAACUACUUUAACAAUGCAAGAUAUUGUACUCCUGUUGUAUUUGAUGUAAUUUAUCCAAGCUAUAAUCAUCAUCAUCACACAAUCCAUUUGUAAUGUUUGAACAGAAAGCAGACUUCUUCCUGCAUUAGCAAAAUACUUUUGUCUCAAUAAUGUGUCCACUGUAAUGGUCAAGUGAGUUGCUUUUCCCAUGCUAUGGAGUCAUUACACAAUCUUGUGUUGGUCACAGAAGAAAGCAGGGAUAAGGUUUAGUAACAUAGACAAGUACAUGUACCAUCUAUGUCUCCCCUUUGACAAUACAUUCCGAUAAUAUGCUACAUGUAACAUGGCAGACUCUUGAGGUCGUACAUAUGUUCCUAACAAUUGAAGAAGUAGCCCUAAAAGUCAGGACAUAUCAGGCAUUCUGCAAGAUGAAUUGAUGCAACCCACCCUAUGCAACAUGACAGUCACAUGGUCUUAUUGCAAAUGUGUAUUUUCUGCUGGUUUAGCAUUGGCAAAGUGUGUAACUGAUGUGUAAUGUUGAAAUGUAUCUGCUCUUGCUGCUAUAUUGUAAUCUGGAGACUAGCAUUGUUGAAGGCCAUUUCAGAAUAUUUCAUUUCAGAGGACUAAGUCAGAUUUGAGUGUCUUUUGUUGAAGAAAUUCUGUUCCAAAAGCCCUUUUAGAGCUAUGAUAUCAUUUGUCAUAUCAUAGAUGGAAAUAAGGUUGUAAAAUACAUUAGACUGUAAUGUUGUGUAGACUAUAGAUUAGAUUAAAAUCAAAUUGCUUAACUUCCCAAGUAAAUUUCUGUUUCAUAGCUUGAGACCUAAUUAUUUAUUCAGUCUAAGUCAACAUUCACUGCUAUUCAGCCAACAGGCUGUUGGGAAAACAGUGGCAUCAGAAAAUGUCACAAUCAUCAUAUCUACUUCAUGUCAUGAGGUCAAUCUAUCUUUAAUAAAGUCUCCUAUGGUCUGAAUACAAA